This is a messenger RNA of Monoraphidium neglectum, 2162 nucleotides long. RefSeq lists its product as hypothetical. The transcript has 2 exons. The annotation marks the transcript as partial. The record is from RefSeq and is a predicted model, not a curated record. NCBI's taxonomy places the organism in Eukaryota, Viridiplantae, Chlorophyta, Chlorophyceae, Sphaeropleales, Selenastraceae.
AUGCGGGCCGGCGCCGCGCCAGUACUGUGGUGCGGUGUCUUGCAGAGCGCGCUGUCACAGGAGCUGCUCGACCCCAGGCCCUCGGAGCGGCCGCUGCCGCCGCGCGCUGCGGCUAUUGCAGCGGUCGUGCUCGCGGCGCUGGCUGACGUGGCGGACUGCGGCGGCCGCGAGGAGGGUCUGGGCGAGUGGCUGGCGCAGGCGGCGGAGGGGGCGGGCGCGUGGGUGCGCGGCGGCGGGUUCGGGGACGCGUCGGCGGUGGCGGCGGCGCUCGCGCGGCUGGGGGCGCCGCUGGAGGCGGGGCGCUGGGGCGAGGCGCUCGCCGCACGGGUCAUGGACUCAGCAUCGGAGCUGGAGCUGCAGCAGGCGGCGGCGCUCGCGCCGCUGCUGACCGACGCCGGCAUACCCUUACGCGGGGCCAUCAUCCAUCAUGUACCCCGGGAUCUUCGGGAUCCGGCUGCUGACAUCGGCAGGCUUUGGAGCGACGGCCCAGACACAGGCAGUCAGGACGGGGACGACGCGGGCGACGGUGAGUGGCUCACAGACCUGGGCGCCAGCGCCCCCGCAGCGCUGUGGCUAGCAGCGGACGUGCUCUGGAGCCGCGCGGCGGCUGCCGGUGGCGGCGGGCGGGCGGAGGAGCAGGCGGAGGGGUCGGAUGAGGGGGGCGCGGAGCGGGUGGCGCGGCUGCUGAGUCUCAUGGCGGAGACCGCGACGGGUGACGUCGGCGGCGGGGACGGGGCGCAGCUGCUCGCGGCGCGCGCAUCGCCGCGGCAGGCGGCGCGGCUGCUGGUGCUCGCCGCGCGCAGCCAGGGGGCGGCACCCGCCGCCGAGGCCGCAGGUAGCUUGUUGGCAGCCGUCACGGCGCGCGCUCAGGCCGCCGAGGGCGCGAACCUUGGCCCUGUGAGCGCGGGCCAGCUGCUGGCGGCGCUGACGGCGCUGCAACUGCCGCCGAGCGCGGCGUGGCUGUCGGAGUCUGCGCGUGAGGACGGCGGCGCAGCCCUGCUCUGCGUGGGCAGCCGCACAGGCGCCGCCCGGCCGAGUGUGGGCGAUGUGGCUUCCGCGUUCCUCGCGGUUGCCGCGGCUGGUGUGGCGGUCUCGCCGGCGGCUGCGGCGGCGGCGGCGGCGCGGCUCGCGGAGGGGCUGUCCAGCGGCGCUAUGGGGGGCGCGGGCGAGCCGUCAGCGCGCCUGCUGGAGGCCGCCUCGAUGCUGCAGAUAGACGGUGCCGCUGCUGCUGCAGGGCAGCAGCAGCAGCAGCAGCAGCAGCAGCAGCAGCAGCAGCAGCAGCAGCAGUCACGCGGCGGUCGAAAGCAGCAGGGGCAGCGGCAGCAACAGAAGCAGAAGCAGCAGGCAGACGCUGGCAGCGCCGAAGUGCGCCCGGCCGACAAGGCAUCCCUGCUUGCGCCUCUCCUAGACGCCGCGGCUGAGCGGCUGGCGGCGACGGGAGCUUCCGGGCAGCUGCCCGCCGCGGCCGCCGCCGACGCGCUCGGCGGGCUCGCCGGGUGCGGGUGGCGGCCGCAGGCCGACGCCGCCUCGGCGCAGGGCGGGGCGCUGCGCGGCCUCGUGGCGUGCCUGGAUCCCUCUCAGGGUGGCAGCGACGACGAGGGUCCGCUCGUGCCGGGCUUGGACGCGCGCCGCGCGCUGGGCGCGCUCUCGGCAGUCGAGGCGCUCGGGCGGGAGGCGUGCACGCCAGGCGCCCUCCUCGCGAUGGCGGCGCCCCUCUUGGCCGAGCUGCAGGGCGGGGCCCCGGCAGCAGGCGCGGCCCUGGGCCUGGAUGGUCCAGCUCUCACGGCAGCCUCAUUCGCCGCCGCCAACCUGGCGGCGUCAGUGCAGAAGCGUGCAGCCGGUGGCAGCGGGGACGCUGGAAGCGCAGAGGCCGCGGCGCGGGGGGCGUGGGCGCUGGCUGAGCGGGCGGCUCGGGCAGCGCUGGCGCCGGGGGUUGUGGAGGGCCUAGAUGCGGUGCAGCUGCAGCAGCUGGCUUGGUGCCUCGCGGGCGCGCGGGCCCAGACACGCCCGCACGCCGCCGGCGCGGCUGCGGCGCCCUCCACGCUGGCGAAGGAGGGGGAGUGCGCGCUGCAGGGGGCAGGGGCGGUGUCAGGAGACAGCGACAAGGACAGGGGCGACGCGGACCCGGCCUUCGAGCCGCUCUGCGCGGCGGUCGCGUCAGG